AUGAGUUCUCAAAAUAGCUUUGACAAUGCUUCCCCAAGCUCCAGCACACCCAGCGCAAGCACAACUUCAACCUCCACGAUUCGAUCGCGCCCUCGCCGCUUAGUUUCAUUCAUGGACGACGAAGCUGACAGCAAUAAUGUUACAAACUCCUAUCAGGACGAUCCCCACCCUUUCCCCUCGAGAUUGUCAACAACUCUUGCUCUCUCUGAGAGGGGAGCGAGUCGGUCCCGCGGAGCAACCCCCUCGCCGUUGUCAUCCCGUGGAGCGUCACCACUUCCAAUGCAACACCCGUCACGGACGACCGAAUCGAUCAAUCGUGGUACUCGCAGUGGAUUAACAUCAUUUCCUUGGAGUGGACCACCAAAGGCCUCGUCGUCGGGAGGUGCUGCGGACUUUCUGGACUCCUCAUGGUCUUCUCUUCAAAGCUUAGCAUCUUCAGUACUGGGGAGUGAUGCUGGACGAGUCCCUCCGAAUAGUGCAACAAACACCCACACGCGACGGAAGCCAUCUCGAUCUGAUGUAUAUAUUAAGAAUGCUCCUAGAUCGACCUGGGGCCCAUCGGCGCCGACCGCUCCACAGUUCGGAACUGGGACAAAGGAGGAGCGACAGGCUUUAGUGCAGGCCAAAAAGAGAGAAGCGCUGCUCCUUGCUGAUAGCGAUCCGAUUGCAAGCCGUACGCUCCCUCACAAAAGACGCGACUCUGGCGACAUUUCGUAUCAAGCGUUUGACCCAGAGCACGAUGAAGACGCUUUGGCCUAUAUCCACAAAGUGCAACCCACCGACACCAUCACCGGCGUGACGAUCAAGUAUGGCUGCCAGGCUGCAGUGUUUCGGAAGGCGAACGGUUUCUGGCCCAACGACAACAUUCAGAGCAGAAACACUGUCCUCCUACCAGUUGAUGCGUGCUCUGUGAAAGGCCGGCCCGUUCCGAAAGAGCCUGUAGAUCUUUUGAGCAACAACGACGAAGACCCCAGCGACAGCUCAAUCACCCCUAUGGCUGCCUCUACUGAUGAUGCCUCAACUGAACAAGAUACAACUGCAACCACAUCUGGGGCCGAUGAAAACCAUGCUUGGAAGCAUGAAUCGUGGGUGUACAUGGAUGGGUUUCCAGGACCAGUGCAAAUUGGCCGUGUUCCUCGAAGAGCAUUGGGAUUCUUUCCGCGUACGCGUCGAAAAUCUAUAUCUUAUUCGGAUGCGGAACCUCCCGACUUUUAUCGAGAAACAAUCACUCCUCCGUCUCCGACUGGAUCACCACCUCCACCUUCGUCCUUUGGCAUACUGCCACGAACUCGACCGAACGGCGACCAGUUCACGCCUCCCACUCGUCCGCAGCAUCGCCGCCAGCGCAGUAGUAUCCAGCUGUCUGGUACUGGGGUGGGAACACUUGACCCCACCUCGACUGGCCCAGGGCCUGCAUUAGAUGGGUUCACCCGAUUCUUCGCACAGCACAUGCCGAAUCUCGCACCGGCACAGCCCCUGGACAAUGCUCGGAAAGCUUCUUUUGACUCUACAUACACUGUUACAUCCAAUGCAUCGACUGGCCUCGAGAACAUUGGCGGGGCUUUUGAAGGGUGGGUUCGAAAAGUAGCAACGCGCGCUAAGGCCGGCAUCAAUGAGCUACAGCAAGGAUCGCUCACCCAGCAGGGUAGCAGCAGAGGUCGCAAUAUGUGGCGGAUGGACGACCUAAUCGAGCUUGAUGAUGGGAUGGUGGAUGGCCGGAACUCCCCCAGCCCGCUCAAGGGUGCAUCACGGAGGUCUGAGUUACAGGUCACCUCAUCUUCAUCAUCAUCCAACCGAUACAACAGCCCCUCGGUGGUGGCAGCGAGCAGGUCUCGUGCGACUGGAUUUGGUUCGGGCUCCGGUUCAUCCGCCUAUGGCGAUCGGGUUAAGGAUGAUUAA
This is a messenger RNA of Penicillium vulpinum, 1899 nucleotides long. RefSeq names its product putative LysM domain protein. Lineage: Eukaryota; Fungi; Ascomycota; Eurotiomycetes; Eurotiales; Aspergillaceae. The record is from RefSeq and is a predicted model, not a curated record. The coding region runs from base 1 to 1899 and encodes 632 amino acids. The transcript has a single exon.